AUGAAAGUCCUUUCCACUAUUAGGAUGGACGGUACUUUCAACCAGCUGGCACCGCUGCACCGCCUUAAGGGUAGGAGGGAGUUAUACUCCUUCGACCUUAAGUCGGCGCAGGUAGAGGAGGGCCUCUUACCUGUUGACCUCUCUGGAUCUCUGUUGGCGAGUCUUUUCGGUGACUCCUUGGCCAUGUAUUUGAGUGGGGCAUGGUGCUUUCUUAUGACCAUGGUGGGCUUUCGGAGUCCGGAUAGACUCCCUUCACGUUUGAAGGCGAGAGUUUAUCGGUUUACUCGAGGCCCUUUAUUCCCUGCUCUCGGUUACUACUCAUCAUGGCCGGUAUUCACCCUAACGCAUCAUGCUUUAGUGUGGCUAGCGGCUUAUGAAGUGUAUCCAGGGCAGAGAUUCGAGGAUUAUGCCAUCCUCGGCGAUGAUAUAGUUAUCGCCGAUAAGAAGGUGGCCCUUGAGUAUCAGAGGAUCAUGGAGGAAGCACAGGGGGUUAUUUCGAAAGAGAAAUCCCUUGUGUCCUCUAAGGGGGCCUGCGAAUUCGCAAAGCGCUUUAUUAUUACCACAGGGCAGAUAGGACAGAUUGUAGUCCUGUUUCCCUGUCGUGUAUUAAAAUAUGUUCUGUUCAUGGGUUACCGUGUCUUCUCCAAGGUGAGGGUGGGAGUGAAUUGUUCAUUUUUCGAUUCACUCUCCCCCCGCUGGAAAAGACAUUGGUUAACUUUGUACUCAGGGUCCGGCAUAUGCCCACUCCCUUUUAAGUUAUGGUUAGCGUUUCCCGAAAGGGGAAUUCUGACUUGUUAUGAAGAAGGUGCAGUUCGGGCUUUUAUCCUAGAACGGGUUGCUCCUCGGGAUCUGGACGAAGAGUCCUUUUCCCAGUUGCGCCUAUUCUGGAUAAAUGAUGAAGAAAUGAUGUUGGAGAGACUUUUACAGUCUUAUCUCAAACUCCAUCUUGAAUAUCUUCAUUGGUAUGCCAAGGUAAUCCUUGACUUUUCUAUUUCUUUGGAAGAUCUAAUGAAGCCCCCCAUCGCACCUCGGCGCAUCGUCCGAGUAUCCGAUGAGUCCACCCUGAAAAGGUAUGGGCUCGCGUUCAAAGCAUGGGACUUUGUCCGUAAUCUAAAACCAAUCUUGGCUUUAGAUGCGGGCCCCACUAGAGGUUUUAUACUCUUGUGA
Molecule: messenger RNA, 1167 nt
Organism: Ilex paraguariensis (yerba mate)
Lineage: Eukaryota; Viridiplantae; Streptophyta; Magnoliopsida; Aquifoliales; Aquifoliaceae
Source: the annotation of a GenBank genome assembly